This is a messenger RNA of Mesitornis unicolor (brown roatelo), 2270 nucleotides long. It is a transcript of the gene VPS54, whose product is annotated as vacuolar protein sorting 54 homolog (S. cerevisiae). The annotation marks the transcript as partial. The transcript has 16 exons. Gene Ontology annotation, cellular component: GARP complex. Gene Ontology annotation, molecular function: syntaxin binding. Gene Ontology annotation, biological process: retrograde transport, endosome to Golgi; Golgi to vacuole transport. The record is from RefSeq and is a predicted model, not a curated record. NCBI's taxonomy places the organism in Eukaryota, Metazoa, Chordata, Aves, Mesitornithiformes, Mesitornithidae.
GCAUCUCGGCUCACAGCUUUGUGAACUGGAAAAGCUGAUAGAUAAAAUGAUGAUUGCAGAGUUUUCAACUUAUGCUCGCAAUGAUUUAAAUAGACCCCUAGAAGAUGAUUGCCAAAUUCUAGAAGAGGAGAGACUUGUGUCACUAGUAUUUGGACUUUUAAAACAAAGAAAGCUAAAUUUUUAUGAAAUAUAUGGAGAUGAAAUGAUUAUUACUGCGAAGAACAUAAUUAAACAGUGUGUGGUAAAUACGGUAUCGCAGAUAGAAGAAAUAGAUACAGAAGUGGUUGUUAAGCUUGCAGAUCAGAUGAGGAUGAUGAAUUUUCCUCAGUGGUUUGAUUUACUGAAGAAUAUUUUUUCUAAGUUUACCAUCUUCCUGAAGAGAAUAAAGGCAACAUUAAAUACUGUCCGUAGCGUGGUAUUCUUGGUUCUAGACAAGAACCAAAAAAACAGAGACCUGGAGGACACCUUACAAAAGAACUCUGCUAAAGACAGCACGGUGGACACAGAGGUUGCUUACCUGACUCAUGAAGGCAUGUUUAUAAGUGAUGCGUUUGGCAAAGGGGAUGUCCCACCUGUAGCAGCUGACACUACCUCUCAAAGAAACACUUCCCCAAACAGUGAGCCCUGUAGCAGCGAUUCUGUCUCUGAACCAGAGUGCACUACUGAUUCCUCAUCCAGCAAAGAGCAAACGUCGUCUUCUGUUACUCCAGGAGGAGUAGAGAUGAUGAUCAGUGAUGACAUGAAGUUGACUGACCUGGAACUGAUCAGGCUGGCAAACAAUAUUCAAGAGUUACUUUAUAGUGCCUCUGAUAUCUGCCACGAUCGUUCAGUCAAGUUCUUAAUGGCAAGAGCAAAGGAUGGAUUCCUAGACAAGCUGAAUUCCAAUGAGUUUGUUGCUCUUUCUCGUUUGAUGGGAGGCUUUAUCUCGGACACUGAGCAGAUCUGUGGUAGGAAAAGUAUGUCCUUGCGUGGAGCACUUCAGAGUCAAGCCAAUAGAUUUGUGAAUAGAUUCCAUGAGGAGCGGAAGACAAAACUAAGCCUACUUUUGGACAAUGAGCGCUGGAAGCAAGCUGAAGUUACUGCUGAGUUUCAGGAUCUUGUAGAUUCUGUGUCAGAUGGCAGAAUUUCACUCCCUGAAAAAAAACCAGCAGCUACUGAAGAAAGAAAGCCAGCUGAUUUCCUUAUUGUUGAAGGACAAAAAUAUGCAACAGUUGGGACAGUAUUGCUGUUAAUAAGAAUAAUCCUUGAGUACUGCCAGUGUGUGGAUAACACUCCUUCCAUCACCACUGACAUGCUUACCCGCCUGUCUGAUUUACUGAAGUAUUUCAACUCUAGAAGUUGCCAACUAGUGCUUGGAGCUGGUGCAUUACAAGUUGUUGGUUUGAAAACAAUCACUACAAGUAACCUAGCCCUUUCUUCACGUUGCCUACAGCUAAUCGUACACUACAUUCCUAUUAUCAGGGCUCAUUUUGAAGCUCGACUGCAGCCGAAGCAGUUUAGCAUGCUCAGGCAUUUUGACCACAUAACAAAGGAUUAUCACGACCACAUAGCUGAAAUUUCAGCAAAGCUUGUUGCCAUAAUGGAUGGCGUAUUCGACAGACUGUUAUCCGAGUAUGAAGUGAAAGCUCCCGUUCCUUCAGUAUGCUUCAGGAGUAUCUGCAAGCAAAUGGCAAAGAUGCACGAAGCUAUAUACAAUCUCCUUCCUGAGGAGCAAACUCAGAUGUUGUUUUUACGAAUUAAUGCAAGCUACAAACUUCACUUGAAGAGGCAGCUGGCUCACUUAAACGUAGUCAAUGAUGGAGGACCUCUGAAUGGACUGGUUACUUCAGAUGUAGCUUUUUACACUGGAAACCUUCAAGCUCUGAAAGGCCUUAACAACUUAGACCUAAACAUGGCUGAAAUUUGGGAGCAGAAGAGGUGAUAGUCCACUGGGAGCAGUCACUUGGCUCUGACAACAGACUGACUUUCUUCUAAGCAGUGUGACGACUGUGAGACGAAUACUGAAGACCGGAGUCCAAGAAAGGAUACUGUUGAUAGUUGGGGAAGCUAGACUCAGAGUGAGCUGCAGGGAGCGAUCUUUUCAGUGUCCUUCAGCAAGAAACAAGUGAUCAGCUGUCUGUGCAAUGUUUUUUCAUUCUCUCUGGAAACAGACUCAGGUUUCUUUGGACCAAAUCCAAAAGAACACAUAGCUGUAACACAGCUGUAGUUGUCUAGAAUGCUCUGUAUAUCUUUAUAUUAAAAAGAUGCUUUGCAUUUCUUCUAGUGCAAUG